Closterium sp. NIES-67 is the source of this 1469-nucleotide messenger RNA. NCBI's taxonomy places the organism in Eukaryota, Viridiplantae, Streptophyta, Zygnematophyceae, Desmidiales, Closteriaceae. The record is from the annotation of a GenBank genome assembly.
UCUCGUCUAACAAGAAUAAGCCAUGGCUGCCACCGCUGCCUCCUCCGCCGUCUCGGCUUCUUCCCCGUGUUGCCUGACCGAUCCCAGCAAGCAGCAGAUUCGUCGGUAUGAGAGGGUUUCCUUUGCUCGUUCACGCUCCUUUCAGAAGCUUUCUCAAGCUAUCUCUCGCGGUUCGAGCUCCAGACGGCUCCGAAACAAGGCGAGCAUUGUCGCUGCUGUUGGAAUCGAGAAGGAAGUUGCCCUGGAUGAGAUUCCGCUCACACUGUUGAAGGAAGGGGAGGUUCGCGACUGGAGAAAGCCCGACCCAUCCAACAUGCGUGCUCGCUUUGAGAACCUGGUGCUCAACGCCCAGGAUUCCAUCAUCAAGGCCAUCGAGGAGGUUGACGGGAAGAAGUUCCGCAAAGACGCAUGGAUGAGACCCGGUGGCGGUGGCGGGAUUAGCGGCGUGCUUCAGAACGGCAAUGUGUGGGAGAAGGCGGGUGUCAAUGUGUCCGUGGUUUACGGCACUAUGCCCCGUGAGGCUUAUCGUGCUGCCACUGGCGAGUCUGCUCCCUCUGAAGGCAGCUCCACUGGAGAUGGACGAAUUCCCUUCUUCGCUUGCGGAAUUAGCUCUGUCAUGCAUCCUUGGAAUCCAUUCGCUCCUACGAUGCACUUUAACUAUCGAUAUUUUGAGACCGACGCGCCUGCUGGAGCGAAGGAUGCCCCUCGGGCCUGGUGGUUUGGUGGUGGUACGGAUAUCACUCCCUCGUACCUCUUUGAGGAGGACAUGAAGCACUUCCAUGGGGUGCAAAAGGAGGCAUGUGACAAAAUCGAUUCUUCGUUCUAUCCGCGAUUCAAGGAGGCAUGUGAUGAAUACUUCCUGAUCAAGCACCGUGGUGAGCGACGGGGGUGUGGAGGCAUUUUCUACGACGACAUGAACCAGCAUGAUCCUGAGCUGCUCUUCAACCUCGCUAAAGAGUGCUCGGCUGCAGUGGUCCCUGCAUACGUGCCACUCGUGGUGAAGCACAAAGAUGCUCCAUAUACGGAGGAGCAGAAGCAGUGGCAGCAGCUUCGCCGUGGGCGCUAUGUUGAAUUUAAUCUGGUGUAUGACCGUGGCACAACGUUUGGCCUCAAGACCGGUGGCCGCAUCGAGAGCAUCCUCAUGAGCUUGCCUUUGACUGCGCGAUGGGAAUACAAUCAGGAGCCGGCUGCUGGCACCCCAGAGGCGGAGCUUCUGGAUGCUUGCAGGAACCCGAGGCAGUGGGUGUGAGUGGCUGCUGAAGGCUUGGAGGCGGUUGAACUUAGUGCAGAUAAGCUGGGAAUGUUGCAAGAAGGAGAUCGUUUCACAUUCUUUACAACACAGCAGAUUUCCUAAAUGAUGGAGUACUACCUACAGCUGAUGAGCAAAACAAAAGUUACGGAAACGAGGAGAGUGUCACUAGCCCGCUGUAUGAAAUGGUUGCUCCUCAUAAUGGUUUGAGAAAAACCCC